Molecule: messenger RNA, 1991 nt
Organism: Habropoda laboriosa
Lineage: Eukaryota; Metazoa; Arthropoda; Insecta; Hymenoptera; Apidae
Product: cationic amino acid transporter 4
Exons: 9
Coding region: 54-1991 (645 amino acids)
Biological process (GO): amino acid transport; transmembrane transport
Cellular component (GO): plasma membrane
Molecular function (GO): amino acid transmembrane transporter activity
Source: RefSeq, a predicted model, not a curated record
AGAAUUGUGAAUACGAAAAGGACCGGUUGCAAAAAUAUCUUUGGCAAGAUAAAAUGCCGUCGGUUCGCCGGAUGAUCCUGGGACACGUCAUGUCCGGCCUGUGUACCAAAAUGAAUCGCAUGAAAAAGCUUCAAGGCGAUUUACUCGAAACUCCGAUGAAAAGAUGCCUCUCGACGUUCGACAUUACGUUACUCGGCGUGGGUCAUAUGGUUGGCGCUGGAAUCUACGUUCUAACAGGAACGGUAGCUCACGACACGGCUGGUCCGGGUGUAAUUUUGAGCUUUCUACUCGCUGGUCUAGCCUCUUUAUUAGCGGCACUGUGUUACGCGGAAUUCGGUGCACGAAUUCCAAAAGCUGGUAGCGCUUACGUUUACACCUACAUUUCUGUCGGUGAAUUCUGGGCCUUCGUGAUCGGAUGGAACAUUAUAUUAGAGCAUAUGAUCGGCGCUGCGUCCGUGGCCAGAGCCUGGAGCGGAUACGUCGAUUCUUUGGUAGGAGGAUCAAUCGGCAAUUAUACUCGUCACAUAAUGCACGGGUACACGAUGGGCGAACCGCUGGGAAGUAUUCCCGAUUUUCUAGCCGCUGGACUCUGCCUAGCUUACGCGAUGUUGCUGGCACUAGGCGUGAAAUGUUCAGCAACGGUUAAUUCUUUACUCACCAUCGUGAAUUUAGCUGUGAUGGCAUUGGUAAUAGGAUUGGGAAUUGCUUACGCGAAACUCUCCAAUUGGAGCGACGAGAACGGAGGAUUUUUACCUUAUGGUUUUAGCGGUGUAUUGGCAGGCGCUGCAACGUGCUUCUACGCUUUCGUGGGUUUCGAUUCCAUCGCAACUUCCGGCGAAGAGGCCCGCGAUCCUGGAUACAGCAUACCUCGGGCAACUCUCUUCUCGAUGGCGAUCGUCACCAUAGGAUACGUGUUGGUCAGUGCGGCUUUGACCUUAGUCGUACCACAUUGGAGCAUCAAUCCCACAGCAGCUCUUCCCGAAGCUUUCUCCUCGAGAGGAAUAUCAUGGGCGAAAUACGUGAUAAGUGUUGGAGCUUUGUGCGGAAUGACGACAACCCUCUUCGGGUCCCUGUUCUCUCUGCCACGAACAAUGUACGCGAUGGCGAACGACGGUCUUCUCUUCGGUUUCCUCAGCCACGUCAGCGAGCGUACCCAAGUUCCGGUCCUCAACUUGGCCAUCAGCGGUUCCCUCAGUGCCUUGAUCGCCUUACUCUUCGAUCUCCAGCAUCUAGUCGAAUUCAUGUCGAUCGGUACUUUCUUGGCCUACACCAUCGUCUCGGCAAGCGUGAUUAUUUUGAGAUAUCGUCCAGAGAAAAAUACACCUGCGCCGUCGAACGUUGGAACACCUAGUAGUUUAGCCUCACCUCCCACGGAGGGUGCCGAUUCCAACAGCGAUUGUAACAGCAUCACAUCCGCAGAAUCUGAAAUGUUAGACCUGAGCGAUGCCACUGGUAAACUGAAGCCACGAUACGUCUGGUUAGCAAACUUUUUGGGCAACUGCAAGCCUGGAGAUGCCGUGACCGGUUGCGUAAUGAUUUAUAUAGCUGGAUGCAUUUUUCUCUGUCUCCUAUUGAUACUGAUAACCCAGACCUACUUUGCUCCAGCAUGGUGGGAUUAUUUUGUUCUUGCGAACGUUGUGCUCUUGCUGAUCGGAUGUUUGUUCGUUAUCGCUGCGCAUCAACAAACACAAUCCAAUGGUAAAUUCCGCGUGCCCGUAGUGCCGAUAGUACCAGCCCUGAGUAUCUUGUUCAACGUUGGAUUAAUGUUCCACUUGUCCCUUUUAACGUGGUUACGAUUUCUCGUCUGGAUGGUAGUUGGGAUGUUGAUAUACUUCCUGUACGGGAUUCACUACAGCAAAGAGGCCGCCAGCCCUAAUACCUAUUCGAUUUUAAUGGCAACUUCGGAAGCUGGUCGGGGCGCAAAGUGGGGUGCUACGUUACGAGUGAAUCAGAAGAGCGACAAGGUUCCAAUUCUCAAACGCGGAAUCUAA